This is a messenger RNA of Myotis davidii, 877 nucleotides long. It is a transcript of the gene TMEM70, whose product is annotated as transmembrane protein 70. Gene Ontology annotation, biological process: mitochondrial proton-transporting ATP synthase complex assembly. The record is from RefSeq and is a predicted model, not a curated record. The transcript has 4 exons. Bases 237 to 749 code for a protein of 170 amino acids. NCBI's taxonomy places the organism in Eukaryota, Metazoa, Chordata, Mammalia, Chiroptera, Vespertilionidae. Gene Ontology annotation, cellular component: mitochondrial membrane.
CUGACACCAGACGCCUCCUUCCAGACACGACGGGGAGGGAGAGAGAUGCGCGACAGCCUCAAGCCACCGAGUCGGGCCGAGGUCGCCCGAUACCCAUUUGUUGGGAAAGAUGUGUUCGAUGCUUAUACAAACAAGUUGAAAAAUCAGAAGACGGAAGACUGAUUUAUACUGGGAAUUUGGCCCGAACAGUAUUUGUUUUGGAGGCUGAAAGUCUGAAGUCAAGGUGUUGCCAGGACAUGCUCUCUCUGAAGGCUCUGGGGAAGAAUCCUUCCUUGCCUCUUCCAGCUUCUGGUGUGAAAUGUUUCUCUUAUUCUACAAGUGUGAUCAGCCUUACAUUUCUACCAUACAUUUUUGCCCAAAAUAAUGUUGUAUUUGGAAGUCUGCCUUUGCAAAUCUUAUUUUAUGGCAUCAUAGGAAGCUUUACAGUGAUCACUCCAGUCCUGCUUCACUUAGUUACAAAAGGCUAUGUCAUUCGGUUGUACCAUGAGGCCACGACAGAUACUUACAAAGCCAUUACUUACAAUGUUUUGCUUUCAGAAACCAGUACUGUGUUUCAACAGAAUGACGUGAAGAUUCCAAACAGCGCACAUCUGUUUACCACAUUUUAUGCUAAAACAAAAUCACUGUUAGUUAAUCCAGGUCUCUUUCCAAACCCUAAAGACUACGACCAUCUAAUGGGUUAUGACAAACCAUUCACUUUUGAUAUGGAAGAAACCAGUGAAAAGAAACAGCUUGAAGAUGAGAAAUGAGUCUGUUGUUUUUAUGUUUGUGCUUAAAUGUGAUUUAUUUUCCCGUGUAUAAUAAUAAAAUUGCCUUUACUUUUGUUUUCUAUUAGUGACUGUUAAAAAAUUGAAACUGUAACAAACAACUUUUGAUU